Vanrija pseudolonga is the source of this 1244-nucleotide messenger RNA. RefSeq names its product 2-methyl-aconitate isomerase (gene prpF). Bases 63 to 1244 code for a protein of 393 amino acids. The record is from RefSeq and is a predicted model, not a curated record. The transcript has 2 exons. NCBI's taxonomy places the organism in Eukaryota, Fungi, Basidiomycota, Tremellomycetes, Trichosporonales, Trichosporonaceae.
CACGCGCAACAUCGCUCCUGCGCACGAUAUACCCCAUCCCGCACCGCUCUUUCUCCACCAGCAUGGCGAUCCGACGAGAACGCGCCCUCCCGGCGUCCUUCUACCGCGGCGGCACGUCCAAGGCCGUCAUCUUCCAGCGGUCCCAUCUGCCCGCGGACGAGAAGAAGUGGGACCCCAUCUUCCUCUCGACCAUCGGCAGCCCGGACCCCAACGGCCGCCAGCUGGACGGCAUGGGCGGCGGCAUCUCGUCCCUGUCCAAAGUGAUCGUGCUCGACAAGUCGGCCCACCCGGACGCCGAUAUCGACUACACGUUCGUCCAGGUCCACGUCAAGGCGCCUGUCGCCGACUAUGGGAGUAACUGCGGCAACAUGCUCUCUGCCGUCGGGCCGUUCGCGCUCGAGCACGGGCUCGUCGCGCCCAACCCCCAGCAGAGCGGCGAGAACCUCGUGCGCAUCCUCAACACGAACACGAACAAGAUCAUCCACGCCAGCUUUCCCGUGUUUGCCGAUGCGCCGACCGAGGCGGACCUUAGUGGGGACUUUGCGAUCGACGGCGUGGCGGGGACGCACGCGCGGAUUACGCUGGACUUUGUGGACCCGUCUGGCUCGCGCACCGGCAAGCUCUUCCCCACCGGCAACACGGUCGACGAGCUCGAGCUGCCCGGCUCGUACGGCUCAAUACCGGCCACGCUGAUGGACUGUGGGAACCCAUGCGUCUAUGUCCUCGCGUCCGACCUCGGCCUCAACCCUACCAUCUUGCCGCCCGACCUCGAGAACGACAAGGAGAUGCUCAAGAAACUGAGUGCGAUCCGCGCUGCGGCAUCCUUCCGCAUGGGCCUGGUGCCCUCCGUCGAGGCGGCGGCCAAUAUGAAGUCAGUCCCCAAGGUGUGCGUCAUGUCCGCACCCAGCACGCACACUGUGCUGUCUGGCGCCGAGCUCACCCCCGACUCUGUCGACGUCGUGACACGGUGUAUCUCCGCCGACGACCCGCACCGCGCGCUGCCCAUCACCGCGUCGCUGUGUACCGCCGCCGCUGCACAGGUGCCUGGAACUCUGGUGCAUGGUAUGGUGUCUGGCCCAAGAGUCAGCGAGGCAGGUAUCGUCAUCGGCCACGCGAGCGGAACGAUAGAGGUCGGCGCCGACGUUGUGCAGAAGCCCGAGAACGGCGAGUGGGUAGUUCCAAAGGCCCGGGUGUUCCGAACAGCAAGGAAGCUGUUCGAGGGGAAUGUGUACUACAAGGAAUAG